CGUCCUUUCGGUGCGCGCACGCGGCGGCCGACAGCGCGAGAUCCAGUUCGGCUUCUGGCAGCACGCACGCGUGUGGUGCGCCGGCGCCACCCACCCAGUAGUGCUGCGAAUCCCUGACAGUGCGCCCGUAUUAUCGCAGGCGCGGUUGUGACGAAAGGUCAACCUCCGUCUUUCUCUCUCGUCGUUGUUUUUAUGACGGUGUGCUUUGGCCGAGGAAAACGUGCGCUGCAUGUUAUGCGCCGAGCAGCAGCGCCCAAGGAAACAAAAGAGCAAGCGAGUUCCGAUAAACAUUGAGGAUGUCGAGUAGUGUGUGUCACGCUCCACUCCCGGCGAGGAUGGAGGCCUUCACGACGCGUAUUUGCCUUAGGGCGGUAGAUCAGUACGAGAAGCUUCUACAGUCUCAUUUCAACAAGCCGUCGAGCGGCAAGGAGACGUCGACAGCGGCAGCGUCGCGACUGCCCAGAGACACGAAGGAGCAGCGCCGACUGAAGGAUGCAGCGGCGAGCACCUACUCGGCCGUCAACGCCUUCCGGCAGUGGAGACGCAGCAACAACAGCCACCACGGCAACAACAGGUCGAGUAGCGCGGGCUCGAGCCCGAGCAGCGCCAAGCAGAUGCUGCUCGCCAACAACAACAGAAACGUGGCGCUGGCGCGCGAUCAAGCGGCAGCGGCGAAGGGCGUCACGAACGGCACGGCCGGGCCGCCGAACUGGCCGCCCGCCGACGCGGCGACUUUGCACAAGCUGGAGCAGUUCCCGCUGGUGCUGUCCGACGCCACCAUGCCGGACGAAGACCUGUCGCUCAAGUUCCUCGCACUGAACGCGCUGGACCUGACGGCGCCGGCGAGCGACGUCCUGCUGAAGAACAGGCUCAAGUCGUGGUUCCAGCUGUCGGGCCACAAGGACAGCUUCGCGCCCGCGGGUCCCGGCACGGUCUGGAAGAGGCGGACCGGCGGCGCCGAGAACACCGAGCGCAUGGUUUACGAGGCGCUGAGCAAGGACCAGGCGCUCAAGGACUGCAUACCCAGGUAUUACCGCGAAGUGGAAUACCGGGGCGAGACCUUUAUCGAGCUGCAAGAUCUGCUGUUUGGAUUCAACGAGCCCCACGUCAUGGACAUCAAGCUGGGCACGCGCACGUUCCUCGAGUCCGAAGUGUCGAAGACGACGGCGCGCCCGGAUCUCUACCAGAAGAUGAUCGCGGUCGACCCAAACGCGCCUACCGUCGAGGAGCACGAGCAGCGUGCAGUGACCAAGCUGCGCUACAUGCAGUUUCGGGAACAACAGAGCUCCACCUGCAGUCACGGCUUCAGGAUCGAGGCGAUGAAGCUACCUAGCAUACCGCCGAUCACAGAUUUGAAGACUGUCAAGGAUCACAAACACGUGCUCGAGACGAUGAGGCGCUUUCUCAAAGGCAAGCCCGAGAUGAAAGACCAGCUGCUCGAUCGGCUGCGAGAACUCAGGCUCAAGGUCGAGCAAUCGGAGUACUUCCAAACUCACGAGGUGAUUGGCAGCAGUAUUUUCAUGAUUUACGACGACAGGAAAGUCGGUGUUUGGUUAAUCGACUUUGCAAAAACGUGCCAAGUACCGGCCGGUUGCAAAUUAACUCAUCGACGAGAUUGGCAACAAGGCAAUCACGAGGAAGGUUUCCUACUUGGUCUUGACAAUCUGAUAGCCACCCUCGAAGAAGUCGAUGUUAAUUGAACGCAGCGCUUGCGCUUUCGACUGAUUAUUUAUUCUAUUUUGUACAUACAUACAAACGAUAAGAAAACUCUGGUCUGAUUAUAAAAAUCGCUGCUUUCGCAAUGUGACGUUCGAUAAGCUGUACUUAGAAAAGUCUGAUAUUUAAAUAGUGCGAGUGUGAACGUGUGAGUGUAUUGUAUUUAAGUGUAAAUUUGUAAAGUUUUCUUCUCUACUUUUACUCACGAAUAUUUGACGACUUUUAGAGUGAUGUACAAAUUUCUUCCGAACGUUCGAUGAAAAAAAAACAAGUAUUUGCGUAACUCUAGUUUUACCGAAACUUCUAAGUUUCUUUGUUAGAAAUAUUUUUCUACAGAUAAUUAUGCAAUUUGAUAAAAUAUCACAUAUAUCUACCAAAUAAAUAAUUAUUGCA
Molecule: messenger RNA, 2109 nt
Organism: Phymastichus coffea
Lineage: Eukaryota; Metazoa; Arthropoda; Insecta; Hymenoptera; Eulophidae
Gene: IP3K1
Product: inositol-trisphosphate 3-kinase homolog
Exons: 5
Coding region: 297-1700 (467 amino acids)
Biological process (GO): inositol phosphate biosynthetic process
Cellular component (GO): cytoplasm; nucleus
Molecular function (GO): inositol-1,4,5-trisphosphate 3-kinase activity; inositol tetrakisphosphate kinase activity
Source: RefSeq, a predicted model, not a curated record